Molecule: messenger RNA, 3619 nt
Organism: Oncorhynchus mykiss (rainbow trout)
Lineage: Eukaryota; Metazoa; Chordata; Actinopteri; Salmoniformes; Salmonidae
Source: RefSeq, a predicted model, not a curated record
UUCAAAGACGAAAUUUGUCACAAAUGCAGUAGAAGGGGGCACAUUCAAAGAGCAUGCAAAGCAAAAUUCAGUCACAACAGUAAAACUGAGAAAAUUAAAGGGUUGGUGAAUGCACUAGCAGAGAACAGUGGCAGUGAUUCAGAUGAACGAUUAAUUGGUACAAUGGAGUUAAACACAGUGACUUCUCCCAGCAGUAGCAUAAUAUGGGUGACACCAGAUAUCGAAGGCAAACCCCUCAAAAUGGAGCUGGACACAGGAUCUGCAGUGUCUAUAAUUUCCACUACUGUCUACAAUGAGCACUUUAAGGCUAUCAAGCUGAAGAACACAAAUGUGUUGCUGAAGACAUACUCAGGAGAGAGAUUGAGCCCAAUGGGGGCGUUGCAGGUCAGAGUGCAUUAUGGGGGGCAAACACAGCAGUUACAGCUAGCUGUAUGUGGUGCCUGGAACUGGCCCCCCAUUAUUUGGCAGGGAAUGGCUUUCAAAAAUAAAGCUGAAUUGGUGUGACUUGAAAAUGCUCCACACAUUCCAGUCCAAAGAGAAAGGCACAGACCAAACACUGGAACACUUGCGGAAGAAAUACAACACAGUUUUCAGUGAUCAGAUGGGAACAGUAAAAGGCUUCACAGCAAAACUUGUACUAAGAGAUGACGCAACCCCGAAAUUCUGCAAAGCCAGAUCUGUUCCAUACUCCCUGAGACCAAAGGUGGAAGCGGAAAUCGAUCGCUUGCAGGAUACAGGGAUCCUGACGAAAGUGGACAGAAGCGAAUGGGCCACACCCAUAGUUCCUAUUGUGAAGAAAGACGGGUCUGUUAGAAUGUGUGGGGACUUCAAGGUAACUGUGAAUUCAAUGUUGCAUGUGGACCAAUACCCCCUACCACGUCUGGAUGACAUCUUUGCUGCACUAGCUGGUGGGAAACACUUCAGUAAAAUCGAUCUGAAACAGGCUUACCUGCAGCUACCGGUUGAAGAGAGUUCCAAACACUACCUGACAAUAAACACACACAAAGGUCUAUACAGGUAUAACCGCCUGGUUUUUGGCAUUGCAUCAGCCCCAGCCAUUUGGCAACGAACUAUUGACCAGAUUUUGCAAGGAAUCCCAGGAACCCAGUGUAUCCUGGAUGACAUGAUCAUAACAGGACGCACCGACAAAGAGCACCUGGCUAACCUGGAAGAGGUCCUGAAAAGACUGAAAGAGUAUGAUCUACAGGCAAACUUAAAGAAGUGUGAGUUCUUCAAAGACAAGAUUGUCUUCUGUGGACAUGAGAUUGACUGCAAUGGAUUGCACAAAACACAGGACAAAAUCGAGGCAGUGGUACAGGCACCACGACCACAAAAUAUCACAGAAGUAAGAUCUUUCACGGGACUGAUCAAUUACUACAGAAGAUUCCCCCCAAACCUUUCAGCAGUACUCCAGCCUCUAAAUCAGCUCCUGGAAAACAAUAGGACAUGGCGGUGGACAGAGCAGUGUGAAAAUGCAUUUCUGGAGGCAAAACGGCUCAUAACAUCUGAACAGGUCCUGAUGCAUUACGACCCUGAAAUGCCAGUGAAGUUGGCUUGUGAUGCGUCCCCUUAUGGAUUAGGGGCAGUCCUUUCACACACACUGAAAGAUGGGUCAGAGAGGCCAGUUGCAUUUGCGUCACGAACAUUGAAUGAUGCAGAGAAAAACUACUCACAAAUCGACAAAGAAGCACUGGCACUAGUGUGGGGCGUCAAGAAAUUCCACGCAUACCUAUAUGGCAAGCGUUUCACACUGGUUACAGAUCACCAGCCGUUGCUUUCCAUUUUCAGUCCAAAGAAAGGCAUUCCGGCAAUGACAGCAGCCAGGUUACAGCGAUAUGCCCUGUUCCUUGCCAGUCAUAUGUAUGACAUUGAGUUUAAGCCGUCAUCCCUCCACACAAAUGCAGAUGGAUUAUCCAGACUGCCGUGUACAAGAGAAAGACAAAGGAGGGUGGAUGCAGUGGACAUGUUCCAUACCGCUCAGCUCGAGGCCCUACCUGUCACAAGCACAGUUAUCAAACAGGAGACAAGGAAAGAUGUGACCUUGUCAAAAGUGUACACCUACACCAUGUCAGGAUGGCCAGCUACUGGCAGAAAGGAGCUGACUCCGUAUUUCCAGUGGAGAAACGAAAUUACAACGUACCAAGGAUGUUUGAUGUGGGGAAUGAGAGUCAUGAUACCCCAGAAAUGCCAACAUCUAGUCUUGCAGCAACUACAUGAAGGUCAUGUUGGAAUUGUCAAAAUGAAGCUGCUCGCAAGGAGCCACUUCUGGUGGCCAGGUCUGGACCAACAGAUAGAAAAUAUGGCAAAGAACUGUAGUGGAUGUUUGGAAACCCUUCACAUGCCUGCUCCUGUCCCAGUCCACCCAUGGGAAUGGCCCGCAGAGCCAUGGCAGAGAAUUCAUGUGGACUACGCUGGUCCUUUUGAAAAGCACAUGUUUCUGGUUAUAGUUGAUGCCCAUUCCAAAUGGCCAGAGGUGUUUUGCACUGACUCCUCCACCUCAGCUCAGACGAUAGAGUGUCUCAGAACAACGUUUGCACGCUUCGGUUUGCCACUGCAGCUGGUAAGUGACAACGCGCAAGCUUUUGUAAGUGACGAGUUUACAAGAUUCAUGUCAGUAAAUGGAAUCAAACACUCAACCUCAGCUCCGUACCACCCUGCCACCAAUGGGCUGGCAGAAUGCUUUGUGCAAACCCUAAAGCAAGGACUCCGUGCAGCAAAACGAGACGAAGGGACUUUGCAAACAAAACUGGCCAAGUUCCUGGCCUCCUACCGAAACACCCCACAUGCCACGACAAAUGAAAGCCCAGCCGCACUGAUGUUCGGGAGGCCUCUCCGCACACAGCUGGACAUCAUGAAGCCAAACAGGCAUAAUGAAGUGCUGAACAAACAAGCCAAGAUGCUCUCCGGUGGCCGGGAGCGCCAUCUCCAAACAGGACAGGAAGUGAUGGUGCGAGACUACAGAAGAGGAGGGAAAUGGACAAGAGGGACCGUACACACACACAAACGGGACCCAGAACUUACCAGGUUCAAGUGAGCCCAGACAUAAUGUGGCGGCGUCACAUUAACCAAAUGCAUUCCAGGGAAAACAGCACAACAAUCGAGAGAGAACAGGCGCAGAGAGCUCCUGAGAGUGACACACAGGGAACUGUAGAGGACGGUGGGGCAGUAGAGAGACCCCAGGCUGAAAGAAGGGAACGUGUUGAUGAAGGUGCUGCUAUAGCAGACGCUAUAAUGGAACAAGCACACACUGAGGAUGUUCAGGAGCCUCCAGACAAUCUGAGGCGCUAUCCAGAACGAAGGCACCGUCCACCAGACAGACUAGACGUAUAAACAAACAAACAAAAACUAACUGUUCAAGUUCAAAUUAAAAGAUGCAAAAUAACUACAACAAGUUCUGUGAAAUGUUUCAGUUGUGGUUUGGUAAAAGUAACUCUGAUUGUAUAAGAGAAGGAAUGUUAUGUUCUGUUAAUUACUGAUGUCCCCUUUAAGGAUGGAGCACCCUUGGUCAUGCGUAUUAUUGUUCUAUGUUAUUCUGGUACUAACUAGUUUGAGUAAAUGUGAAGCUCCAGUUCAAUUGCUUGUAUUCCGAGUCUUUCUUAUUACAUAAAUAAGUACUAAG